Molecule: messenger RNA, 2952 nt
Organism: Sycon ciliatum
Lineage: Eukaryota; Metazoa; Porifera; Calcarea; Leucosolenida; Sycettidae
Product: TGF-beta receptor type-1-like
Exons: 4
Coding region: 468-2438 (656 amino acids)
Biological process (GO): protein phosphorylation; cell surface receptor protein serine/threonine kinase signaling pathway
Cellular component (GO): plasma membrane
Molecular function (GO): ATP binding; transmembrane receptor protein serine/threonine kinase activity
Source: RefSeq, a predicted model, not a curated record
GCCAUAAUGUGAUUGUAAUUUGUAUGAUCUUAUCGUAGUCAUCAGCCUACUCGGCUAGGCUGGUCGAGCUAUUUUGUUCUUGAUUGUGUGGCUGAUUUGCACGGCAGUAGCUAGCCUACAGGUUUCUGUUGGUGCCUAAAGCUGCCACGCGAACGACUUUACUGCUUGCAACUCGCGAAUACGAGAUGAGUUACUCCACGGAGGUCGGCGGGAACAGCAUUGCUGGUUGUCAGAACCAAUACACUGACCAAGAUCCUAGGAGCUCGCGAAGGUAAUCUUCAUCGCUAGGCUGUGCAAUGAGUAUUGAGCACCGUGGCAGUCUUUCUCCAAGUGAUAAACUAGUGAACAAUCGUUGAAGCCAGCGACGCGAUUGAGCCAGUCAGCCUCUGAAAAUAUGCUGCUCGUAGAGCUAGCAUUUUGAUUGGGGAGAGAUUUCAAGCGGGUCGUUGCAAGUAGUAGUAGCGAGUAUGUCGGCCAGGCUUGCAGCUUUACGCUACUGCUUUGCGAUGGUGUUGGUGUACGUAGUGAUCGCUAGCGCCAGUAGAAGAGGUGUGUAUGCUGAUGAGAGCUCGCUAACCCCCUGUCACUGCACGGUAGGAGCGGGCUGUAUCAACAACACGUGCUACAUUGAUGACAGCGAACCCAGAGAGCAAUGUCUAGUGAGUUUUCUCUAUGAGCCACCACGGUACGCCUGCUUGAAGGAAAGCAUUUUGCAUGCAACACGCUGUGUCGAGAUCUCUCCUGGGCAGCUGACCCGUUGUUGCCGCCGCGUGGCGUUCUGCAAUGUGGACUUCUCGGGACCUGUUCCAACAGAACCGGCUUUGCUUGUAACAACAGCAGAUCCCGAAACCACCACGGCAAGCAGUGCACUCUCCACAGCUACCGUUGCUUCCAUAUCUGCCGUUGCGUUCUGUAUCCUCAUCAUCUGCCUGCUGUUAAUGGUGUGCAUUCGAAGGCGGCAGAAACACUGGGAAGAGCUGAGAGCAGGCCGUGUUGUACACGGCCCGCUGGAGGAAGGUCCAUGGGCUGAGGACGGUUGUGCGGGCAUAGGGGACGGUGGCAGCUCAAGUGGUCGUGGUCCACUAGUACUCGAUGCCCGAACUCUAUCACGUGAGUUUGAAUCACGCACUAAAGUAUCUACCGGUCGCUAUGGUGACAUACUCCGUGCAAGGUGGCGAAGUCGGUUCGUGUCGAUAAAGACGUUUAAGCUGAAGGAUGAGGAAGCUUUCAAGUGGGAGAAGGGUCUGUAUUUGUCGUUUGGCCUCAAUCACAAUCAUCUGCUGGAGUUCAUUGCUGCCGACACACAGGAUUGUCAACUGGAAACACAGCAGUGGCUGGUGACAGCUCACCAUGACAACGGGACGCUGCUGCGCUUCCUCAGAGCGGCACACCCGUCGUACGACUUCAUCCUGGCGUGUCAGCUGGCGCGCUCCAUAGCCAGCGGUCUUGCUUACCUGCACAGCUCCAUUGCCGGAGCUGCGCGUGCCAAGUCGAGUGCGGCGGCGGCAGCAGCGGCCGGCAGUGAGAUGAUGGGCAUGGGCAACAAGCCGAGCAUUGCUCACUGUGCGCUCAGCAGCGAUGUCAUUCUCAUCAAGAGUGACAUGACCUGCUGUCUGUCUGACCUCACCAUGGCAACACAGCUGGCAACCGACUCCAAGACCAUCCUGAACACAGCGCCAGUCCUGUCAAAGGCAGCAGCCCACCGGUACAUGGCCCCAGAGCUGUUGCUUGACACCAUCAACACUGGCCUGUUUGAAUCCUACAGACAACUAGAUAUGUACGCGUUUGCUCUUCUGCUGUGGGAAAUCAUAUGGUGCUGCCCGAUGCUGCCCAACCGCCUGGCGCAUCGCAUGCCGUUCGAAGGCAUUGUUGCACCGUUUGCAUCUGUAGGCGACUGGGCUCAUGUGGUCGGCACGAUGCACGUACGACCGCCUGUGUGCAGUGAAUGGAAAGAGAACAAGGCAGUGGCUCGGUAUGACAAUCUGAUGAAGUCGUGCUGGAAUUCACGUGCCAAUGGCCGCAGGACGGCCCUGAACGCUACCAAGACGCUGCACGCAUGUCUGGAAGAAUUCCACAAAGACUGCAACGCUCCGCCAUCACCUGCUGGUACUGCUGCUGCUGCUGCUCCUUUGCCCAAUGGGCAUGUUACUGACGCUGAUCGGCCUGUCCAAGCACCCCAAGGCGUAACAAAUGAUCUGGUUGAUCGGGCCAUUGGUCAAGCACCCAACAACGUAGCUGGUAAUGCAGCCAGUGUUUCUGAUGCGGGUGAGCCAUCACACAGUACAGUUGAAAACACAGAUACCAGCUCUCCACCGGGUGAUCACAGCGCCGAAGCCAAUACUUCAGAUAACAGCCCAGCAAUGUCAGGAGAGAGUCCGUAUGAUGUAACGGAGGACGCACUGAGUUGCGCAUCGACCUCUUCGGAAACCAGCCUUUAGCCUAGCAUGCGGACACGGAGCAAGAUAUGAAAGCUGCUUUCCAGCUACGCCAUAGCCUAGGUGCUGGUGUAAAAUAAGUGACGGAUUAGCGCUAUUCAUAUUUUGAUUUCUUGAAGUGGCUAUGGGCAUGGUGCUUCUUGCCGACUUGAUCUUGAUAGUACUAUACUACUAAAUUGGUAGAUAUAGCCUAUGGUAAAGGUACAGUACAGAACUCUUGCAUCGAGAUCUGUGGAUACUAACCAUGGCGGUAGUAAUUGGAUGUGUUGACCCUUUGUAGUAGUUUCCCUGGCCUAGCUGUUGAGAAAUGCUUCACUGCUACUCUGUACUACCAGGUAGUACUAGCAGAAUGCAUGUUCCAAGACAAGCUGACUUGAAGCAAAUCCCUUGAUUUUCAGUUGUGGGUGCUGACACUAUGCAGUUUAUGUUCAAUUUAGAGAGUUUUUAGGUAACCUAUAGCUGUUUUAUUUCAAUGUGCAGCCGUACUAUUAUGAGUGACAGAAACUCUUUCGAAGCA